This is a messenger RNA of Cicer arietinum (chickpea), 1369 nucleotides long. Its product is annotated as trihelix transcription factor ENAP2-like. Lineage: Eukaryota; Viridiplantae; Streptophyta; Magnoliopsida; Fabales; Fabaceae. Gene Ontology annotation, cellular component: nucleus. Gene Ontology annotation, molecular function: transcription cis-regulatory region binding. The record is from RefSeq and is a predicted model, not a curated record.
UAAUAAAGAACUAAAAUUGCAAUUGCAGUGUAUUUUCCCGCACGGUAAACUACUCUCGUCGUAAACAUUAGCUUCCCUCAGUUCGCCUCCUUCUCCGUCCGCCGACCAAACUAAACCGUCCUCCGAUUUCCCAAACUCAACCGCUCGUCAUGGACUCCAUCCACGGAGCUCCGUCUCAUCUCACCUCCGCUCCGCCGCGUCCUCCGUCGGUAUCGCCGUUUACCGGCCGGGAAGACUGCUGGAGCGAAGAUGCUACUUUCACCCUCAUCGACGCCUGGGGUGAGCACUAUCUUGACCUCAACCGCGGUAAUCUCCGCCAGAAACACUGGCAGGAGGUUGCCGAUGCCGUCAACGACAUCCAUGCCGCCGGCAACAACAGGAAAGCGCGCCGAACCGACGUUCAGUGCAAAAACCGAAUCGACACGCUUAAAAAGAAGUACAAGAUCGAGAAGGCUAGGGUUUCCGAAACCGACGGCGGUUAUCAGAGUCCCUGGUCAUUCUUCUCCCGCCUCGACGCCCUCAUCGGCGAUACUUUUCCGAUAAAAAAACUCUCGCCGCCGGCAAACGUACGGACGACCCCUGCCGCAGUCAAACCUCCUCCUCUGCCUCCGCCGCCGGCGUGGAUAAUCUCACAUCCGGUUGGUCCCCGAUCCGGGACCCAGAAACGUCCGGCACUUGCGAAUAGGGACGACGCAUCCUUCAGGCGGAAUUUCUCGGCCUUCGCGGCUGCUGCUGCUGCGGCGGCAGAAGCAGAAAGCGAGGAGUCGGAGGAAUGGAGGUCUAGCAGUGGAACGGGAAGUGGGAAGAAGGGAAAGGAGAGUGAUAAGAAUUUGGAGUUCGGAUUCAGAGAACUAGCUCAGGCCAUAGAGAGGUUCGGCGAUAUAUAUGAGAGAGUUGAAGAUGCGAAACAGAGACAAAUGGUUGAAUUAGAGAAACAGAGGAUGCAAUUUGCGAAGGAUUUGGAGUUCCAGAGAAUGCAGCUAUUCAUGGAAACGCAGGUUCAGCUUCAGAAAAUCAAGCGUUCCAAACGUUCUUCUGGUUCCGACAGUUUAUCAUAGCAAGCGGUGAUAGAGAACCCUAUUGGGAAGAAUAGAUAGAUUUUACCUUUUGGACAUGGAAGCAUAUAUAGCCCUCUUUUUUCGAAUGAAAAUAAUAAUAUAGGAAAGGUAUUUCACAGUGAGGUUGAGGUUUGGUUGUAUUUAUAAUGUAAUGCUUGCUUUUGUGUAGUAAUUUUUCUUUCUUUUAUAUCACCUUUGAGGAACACCAGAAUAUAAAUGAACAAAGAGAUUGUGGAUUGGCUUACUCGGUGGAAACUUUCAUUUGUUAAAUUCAAUUGGAGUUAUAAUGAUGGCUUAAGUUAUUGAUAUUA